AUGCUGAGCACGGCUUGGAUUCUGGGAGCUAGUUCUGGCCUGUAUAAUGAAGCCUCCGCGCGGGGCGGGGAGCAGCCGGCCGGCCGCCGCGGGGACCCCGCCGCGGCGCCCUCCCGGCGCCCCACCGCGCGCGAGCGCUUUACCUCCGGCUGGAAGGACAGGCGGCCCGGCUGGCCCGGGCUCUGCUGCGCCAAAGUCCGGCCCUGGCCCCGAAGUCCGGCCCCGGACGGGGCAGUGGCGGAGAGCGGGGGUCGGAGCGGCACUCCGCCUCCCGAUGCCUCGGGACCCCGCUGGCCGCGCUCCCGGCGCCGAGCGCGCACCCUCGCCGGGACACAGACGCACACUCACCCGGCACACACUCGCUCCCGCUCGCCCUCGGUGGAGAGUUGA
Molecule: messenger RNA, 390 nt
Organism: Rangifer tarandus platyrhynchus (Svalbard reindeer)
Lineage: Eukaryota; Metazoa; Chordata; Mammalia; Artiodactyla; Cervidae
Source: the annotation of a GenBank genome assembly